UCCUUCGAAGGAUUUAUCUCUGAAAUGGCCAUGCAAACCUUUUCCGGGCCAAGACAUGCAUAUGGUACAUUCAAGACAUGGUUGCUGUACAUGCAUGAACAUUGGGCUGUGAGGAACUGCCUGUUGUAAAGUUAAAUACUUCGACUCCUUCAACUUCAAUCCCCUGCGCUUCACUGUAUCCCACUUGACUCAUCCUGCUAGUAGCUAAUCGACCUAUCUGAUCAAAAUGCCCUCUUUGCUAGUCAAGGAUUUCGUCAAGGAUUUCGAUUUGGGCAAAGUGUUUGCAGUUCGAUUGAGGCGCCUGACCAAGAUCGGACGCACGCAACACAGCUCGACAACCGCCCAUCACAAUUCCAUCUCUGCAGAUAUCCCUAGUGACUUUCCUGUUCCUUCACCCAAUCCACAUUCAAAUCCAUCACCACUACUGUAUCCUGGCUAUCUGGCGAGUGAUCUAGGUCUCGAAGUCUCCAUCAAUAUUUUCUCCACCAGAUCCUCUCAUGGCGAUUCCUCUGUCCGCACAGCUUCUGACAUAGCUCAGACGUUUUUGCCUGUCGUCCAGUCCGUUGCAGGUGCAAUUCCAGUUGCCGGGCCUCCAAUACAAGCCGCUAUUAGUGGAUUAUUGUCAAUCCUCCAAGUCAUAGAUAGAUAUAGUCAGAAUAAGGCGGACCUAGUUCGUCUGACGACACGACUCCAUCGACUAAGCUCACAUAUGUGCAAUGCUCCGCCAGCACAGGAUCCCCUUGAACAAGACCGGAGCGAUUCAAUAAUUGGGAUUCUUCAAGAGACCUCUGCCCAGCUGACAAGGUUGCAAAACGUCGUCUCGAAUACGCAUCCGUCACACAAGCUAUCGCCGGGUGUUCCAUUGAAAUCGACCGUUAUCUGUUGGAGUCUUUGUGGUCGUUCCAAAUGCAGCAAAGUCGAACCGCGCAGGGAUCAACAGCGGCACAGUUGACAGGGGCUGUCGCGCUUGGCUGUGUGACACUGGUAGACGCAACAGGCCACGAACAUGCAAUGUCGGUGACCUUUUGCACCUCAUUUUAGCAACUCGAUGAGAUGCUCCACGUUCUGUUUAAACGUGACG
This is a messenger RNA of Suillus bovinus, 1081 nucleotides long. RefSeq lists its product as uncharacterized. The transcript is spliced from 5 exons. The record is from RefSeq and is a predicted model, not a curated record. Lineage: Eukaryota; Fungi; Basidiomycota; Agaricomycetes; Boletales; Suillaceae. Bases 227 to 952 code for a protein of 241 amino acids.